Oncorhynchus nerka (sockeye salmon) is the source of this 1214-nucleotide messenger RNA. Its product is annotated as iodotyrosine deiodinase. Lineage: Eukaryota; Metazoa; Chordata; Actinopteri; Salmoniformes; Salmonidae. The record is from RefSeq and is a predicted model, not a curated record. Gene Ontology annotation, molecular function: oxidoreductase activity. Gene Ontology annotation, cellular component: plasma membrane.
AUGAAUGAACACAUUCGACGAUUGGUCUUCCCCCCUGUCUGUCUGGUUUUAGAGGAUGGUGAUUGGGUGGAGAGUGGUGGGGAGGAGGAGCUGGCCCACGUGCCCUACCCGGCUUCUCGGUACCACGUAGAGGUCAUGGUUCAGAGGUCACAGGACUUCUUCAACCUGAUGAACCAGAGGAGGUCUGUCCGCUUCAUCAGCCGAGCCGUUCCACGACAGGUCAUCGACAACGUCAUCCGCACUGCAGGCACAGCCCCCAGUGGAGCCCACACAGAACCCUGGACGUUUGUGGUAGUGUCAGACCCAGAGGUGAAGCACCAGAUCAGGCUAGUGGUGGAGGAGGAGGAGGAAGUCAACUACCGUCAGAGGAUGGGGGACAAGUGGGUCAGUGACCUGCAGAGGCUCAGGACUAACUGGGUGAAGCAGUAUCUUGAUGUGGCUCCCUACCUCGUGUUGAUAUUUAAACAGACGUACGGCAUCGUAGCUGGAGGACAGAAGAGGACUCAUUACUACAAUGAGAUCAGUGUGUCCAUCUCCUGUGGCCUGCUAUUGGCCGCGCUGCAGAAUGCAGGUCUGGUGACGACGACGACGACGCCCCUCAACUGCGGCCCCCAGCUCAGGCUGCUCCUCGGUCGGCCAGCCAAUGAGAAGCUGCUGAUGCUACUUCCUGUUGGUUACCCCGCCCCCGACGCCACCGUGCCCGACCUCACCCGCAAGCCACUCGACGACAUCAUGGUACACCUGUGACAUCAUCAUAAAGGGCCCGGCCGAGUGACAUCAUAGAUGUAGGGGUGCCUUCUGUCCUCGUCUCCUCCCAGUUAUCUGCAAUGAUUUGUAAAGCAGCAACAGUCAUCAAAAUGUUUACUAUUCUAAUAAAUGCAACAGUUGGACAAUAAAUGAAGAUACUCCAAACUUUUAGAUUUUUUUUAUAAUCCAUCAGAUAUCGAGUGAAUUAUAGCAUAAAACAUUUUACUGGCACGGACAAAUAAUGUUCAGGAUUUUGGUGGAAAUUCAGGUAUUCAAUUUAUUGUUAAAUUUCACUUCGUUUUUUUCUUAGAAUGAACUAAUAUUCUAACGGUAUCAGGUAUUUUUUGUAACUUUUUUGUGUUAAAAUGGAAGAAAAUGGUAAAGAAAGAAAAUGGUAUUACCUCAUUUGCAUAAACACAUGCUGUGUGUUUGCAUAUAUUAAUAAAUUAACAAAGGGGUGGAACAAG